AUGUCGUCGGGUAAGCACUGGUGCGUACAAGUCACGAUAUAUUUCCAUUCUUCACUGAAAGUCGCCGAUAGCAUUUUCAAAUUGACCGCGGCGUAUAAGGCAGACACGUUUCCUCAGAAGGUUAAUCUUGGUGUUGGAGCAUAUAGAGAUGAUGACAAUAAACCUUGGGUCCUUCCUGUUAUCAAGAAGGCCACACAAAUUCUUCUGAAUGAUCCUAAUCUCGAUCACGAAUACCUCCCAAUCACGGGUUUACCAGAGUUUACUGCUGGUGCGGUAAAGCUCAUUCUUGGCGCCGAUUCACCUGCUAUUGCAGAAGGGCGUGCUGUUAGCGUGCAGACCAUCUCCGGAACUGGCGCAAACCACUUGGGAGCCUUGUUUCUAAGCAGGUUUUAUCAUUGGGAUGCCCCCAAGCAGAUUUACUUGAGCAAUCCCACCUGGGCUAACCACCAUGCCAUUUUCAAGAAUGUUGGAAUCCAACCUAUAGAUUAUCCUUACUAUGACCCAACCACCAUUGGCCUAGACUUUGAUGGUUUCAUUGGAACCCUACAAAGUGCUGCGCCACGCUCGGUGUUUUUACUACACGCUUGCGCCCACAAUCCCACAGGAGUCGACCCUACUCGUGACCAAUGGAAACAGAUCGCUGAAGUCAUUAUCGCUAAAAACCAUUACGCAUUCUUCGACUGCGCCUACCAGGGCUUUGCAAGUGGUGACCUCAACAACGAUGCGUGGGCAGUUAGAUACUUCGUGGAGAAGGGUGUGCCGAUGCUUGUGUGUCAGAGCUUCGCCAAGAACGCAGGUCUGUACGGCGAGCGGAUCGGUGCGCUACACAUCGUCCCCCCUACGAAGGAAGCUGCAGACCGUGUUAAGAGUCAGCUGUCGGUUUUACAGCGCAGUGAAAUAAGCAACCCACCAUCUUACGGUGCACGCUUAGUCUCACUUAUUCUCAACGACAGUGCCCUCUUUGCCGACUGGAACCGUGACAUCAAGACCAUGGCUGAGCGAAUUAUAUUCAUGCGCAAUGAGCUUUAUCGACUCCUGACGGAGGAGCUGAAAACGCCGGGCAGUUGGGUUCAUAUCAUCAACCAGAUUGGCAUGUUCAGCUUCACUGGAAUCAACCCGUCUCAGUCACAAGCACUGAUAGACACCUUCCACAUUUACUUGACGGCCAACGGACGGAUUUCGAUGGCUGGGCUGAACACGCACAACAUAAGAUACUUUGCAGAGAGCUUGGACAAGGUGGUGAGGGGGCAGGUAUGA
Molecule: messenger RNA, 1257 nt
Organism: Suillus subaureus
Lineage: Eukaryota; Fungi; Basidiomycota; Agaricomycetes; Boletales; Suillaceae
Product: aspartate aminotransferase
Exons: 7
Coding region: 1-1257 (418 amino acids)
Biological process (GO): L-aspartate biosynthetic process
Cellular component (GO): cytosol
Molecular function (GO): L-aspartate:2-oxoglutarate transaminase activity; pyridoxal phosphate binding
Source: RefSeq, a predicted model, not a curated record